Molecule: messenger RNA, 924 nt
Organism: Trametes versicolor FP-101664 SS1
Lineage: Eukaryota; Fungi; Basidiomycota; Agaricomycetes; Polyporales; Polyporaceae
Exons: 5
Coding region: 1-924 (307 amino acids)
Biological process (GO): lipid metabolic process
Molecular function (GO): phosphoric diester hydrolase activity
Source: RefSeq, a predicted model, not a curated record
AUGAAGACUCUUGGUGGCGUACUUGUAGCGCUCUGUACCCUGGCUGCGGCGAAGCCGGGGGUCGACCAGCAGAUCGCGCAGCUCGAGGCGUCCAACUCGAAGCUCCUGCAGUACCCGACGCAGUUUACGCAGGGCAUCAUGCCGAAAAUGAUCCACUCGCACAAUGAUUACUGGAGAGAUGUGCCACUUCUGACCGCGCUCAGCUUCGGGGUCGCUAGCGUCGAGGCGGAUGUCUCUCUCGUCAAUGGGACCCUUUUCGUUGGGCACGAAGCCGCGGCGCUGACGCCAGACCGCACGCUGGACUCGCUGUACAUCCAGCCGCUGUUGCAGAUCCUGAAGAAGCAGAACCCCAAAAACGCGUUCCCUGUGAACAGCACGUCGCCAAAUGGCGUCUUCGACACGGCCAGCGGCACGCCGCUCCAGCUUCUGAUAGACAUCAAGACAGACGGGGUAGAGGCGUUGCCGUUCAUCCUGAAGGCAUUCCAACCCCUGCGCUCAGCCGGAUACCUCACAACCUUCGCCAACGGUACCCUCACGCCGUCAGCCGUGACCGUCGUCGGCACCGGCAACUCCCCGCUCGCGCAGGUCAAGGCGCUCUCCCCGCGGGACUACUUCUUCGACGCGCCGCUCACGCAGCUGACGGACCCGUCCCUGAACACGACGUGGGAUCCCACGCUCUCUCCGCUCGCGUCGACCGACUACGAGACCGCUGUAGGGUGGAGCGGGAUUGGGAACAUCACGGAUGAGCAGAGGGCGAACAUCACGCGCUUCGUCGGCGACGCGCAUGCGCGGGGCAUCACUGCACGGUUCUGGGAUACGCCUGCGUGGCCGGUGUAUGCGCGGGAGAACAUCUGGAGGACGCUGCUGGAAGAGGGGGCGGAUUGGUUGAACGCCGAUGAUCUGGCCGCAGCGAGUUCGUUCUGA